Aspergillus pseudoviridinutans is the source of this 1260-nucleotide messenger RNA. RefSeq names its product IMP 5'-nucleotidase ISN1 (gene isn1). Gene Ontology annotation, molecular function: magnesium ion binding. The transcript has 8 exons. Bases 1 to 1260 code for a protein of 419 amino acids. The record is from RefSeq and is a predicted model, not a curated record. NCBI's taxonomy places the organism in Eukaryota, Fungi, Ascomycota, Eurotiomycetes, Eurotiales, Aspergillaceae. Gene Ontology annotation, biological process: nicotinamide riboside biosynthetic process; nicotinic acid riboside biosynthetic process; nucleotide metabolic process.
AUGACCACUCGGUAUCGCGUUGAAUAUGCUCUCAAGUCGCAUCGGCGAGACCAGCUGAUUGAAUGGAUCAAAGGUCUCCUGGCGGUCCCCUUUGUGCUGCACUCGCAGCCCACCGCUGUCUACCAGGAACACAGCGAAAAUCUCGUGGCCGUCGCGGCCGACACCCAUCAACGCUACGCGGAGAUCUUCCGGGAUGUCGAGAAGCUCAUCGACGACCACAUCGAGCAUGAACGCACCGCCGCCCCCGGCAAGUCCAAACUGAAACUCCUCGUCCCGACCGCCGGCUCCUUCUUCAGCCGGCUGCCGAUCGAAGACGCCUUCAAAUACCAAGACAAAAAGCGCAUGAUCAGCCGCCGCCGCUUCGUCGCCCCCUCCUUCAACGACAUCCGCCUCAUCCUCAACACCGCCCAGCUCCUCGGCCUCGUCCGCGGGCCCGGCCUCGACCUCGUCACCUUCGACGGAGACGUCACCCUCUACGAUGACGGCGCCUGCCUCACCCCGGACAACCCCGCUAUCCCGCGCAUCAUCCGCCUCCUGCACCAGGGCGUGCGCAUCGGCAUCGUCACCGCCGCAGGCUACACCGAGGGCGCAAAGUACUACGAACGCCUCAAGGGCCUGCUCGACGCCGUCCACGACUCCCCCACCCUCACCCCCGCCCAGAAAGACGGCCUGGUCGUCAUGGGCGGCGAAAGCAACUUCCUCUUCCGCUUCGACUCCACCUCCCCGCACCGCCUCACCUACGUCCCCCGCCCGGAGUGGCUCCUCGACGAAAUGAAGUCCUGGAAGCAGGAGGAUAUCACCCAGCUGCUCGAUAUCGCCGAGUCCUCGCUGCGCGCGUGCGCCUCCAACCUCAACCUCCCCGUCGCUGUUCUCCGCAAGGACCGCGCCGUCGGCGUCUACCCGCACGACCGGAGCAAGAUCCACCGCGAGCAGCUCGAGGAGACCGUUCUCGUCGUGCAGAAUACGGUUGAGCGGUCCGUCGUCGGCACGAGAUUGCCCUUUUGCGCAUUUAACGGCGGAAAUGAUGUCUUCGUUGACAUUGGCGACAAGUCGUGGGGUGUGCGCGCUUGUCAGCGGUAUUUCGGGGGGAUUGAGCGGUCGCACACGCUCCACGUCGGCGAUCAGUUUCUCUCGGCCGGUGCGAAUGAUUUCAAGGCUCGUUUGGCGUCUACGACUGCCUGGAUUGCCAGUCCUUCGGAAACGGUGCAGUUGCUCGAUGAAUUAGAGGAGUUGCAGAAGGCGGAGAAGAAUCGUAAUUGA